AUGAGUCGUUUUGCCGCAAGCGGUGACGGGAAGGUUGUGGCAAGGAAGGAAAGAGCUUUAAUGUCGGUCAAGAACUUCAUUGAGUUGAUCCCACUUGACAUCGACCUCGAAACGACACGGCAACUUGUUUUAAAGGGAAAAAAUAUCACGGCAAUUCCGCCAAAUAUCGGUACUCUUCUUCGAGAGGUUCGGAGGUUGGAUCUAUCAACUAAUGAUGUGCGUGAUAUAACACCGUUGGCGACGCUCGCCAACCUCACAUCUAUAAAUCUCACGCGAAACCCUCACCUCCUAUCCAUAGCACCCCUUGCGUCUCUACACCUUACCGUAGUCGUCGUGGCUCACUGUGGCCUCCGAUCGCUUGUCGGCCUUGAAGGUAGUGCAGGGACGCUCAAAACCCUCGUGGUGAACGACAACAAUUUGCUCCUGCGGUCACCCUCUGGAAAAUGCGUAGAAGGAGCGGGUGCUGACGAAAUCGCAACUGCAGUGAAGAACUAUGACGUUAUCGCGGACCUUACGGAGUGCGAAACGCUCGUUCUCUCCAGGAACCCGCUCCUUUGUAGCCUAUAUGCGGGACCAACAGAGGAGGAUAAGACUCAUCCACAAAAGAAGGCUGAAGCGGGAGAGGAAACAAAAUGCGAACCAGAUUGGGAACACCCUCUGUCUGCAAUCGUGAAGAUGACCUGUCUGAAGAAACUUUCACUUAGCGGCUGUGGCUUAACGUCUUUACCGCGACACUGGUUUAUACCCAAGGUCACAGAGCUGCGGCUGAGUCAGAACAAACUGAAGAGUUUGGUUCCAGAAGGUGUUCUUUUUCGUUCUGUGAAAAUUUUGGACGUUAGCCACAAUGAAUUGAAGGAGGCGUCUACGUUGCGGCGGUGUCGCUUUGUUUACCACUUAGGUGUUCGCGGUAAUCCAUUUGUGGAAGAUGGUAAUGUGUCUACGGGGGCAAAGAGAAAGGCGGGGAAGGGAGACGACGACAACAAGAGCGAAAGCCCACCUCCAGCGAAAAAGAAUCUUGGGGUAGUGCUGCAGUACCUCAUGCGGAUUAUGCCCCACUUAGAAAUGGUGGACGGCACACCUUUGGCGCAACUGCUGCCGACCGAGCAAGACGAUGAGCGGAAGGAAACUGUGGAGUUUACGGCCAAUAAACAGGAAGAGAGUGCUGAAAGUGUGGCAGAUGACGGCGGAUCUAAAGUACCGGAAGAGGAAGAUAAUGCAUUGGAACCUCCGGAAACAUCAGAGUUGGGCAAACCUGCCAUCGUCCGACGGGGGCAAACAAACUUACUCGCUACAAAGAAGAGAAGGCUCUCUGCUGAGGGCGCAGCCGUCACGCAAAUACUGCUUAAAAGAAAGACUGAGGCCUCAGGUUGGUAA
Messenger RNA from Trypanosoma brucei brucei TREU927, 1374 nucleotides. RefSeq lists its product as hypothetical. The record is from RefSeq and is a predicted model, not a curated record. Gene Ontology annotation, cellular component: cytoplasm. Lineage: Eukaryota; Euglenozoa; Kinetoplastea; Trypanosomatida; Trypanosomatidae. The transcript has a single exon. Gene Ontology annotation, molecular function: protein kinase binding. Bases 1 to 1374 code for a protein of 457 amino acids.